GCCCAAGACCCGUAAUAUGGCGGGGAGGAGGAGGAGAAGGCGGCGGCGGAUCGAGCUGCUUUCUGUCGGUACCAAUUGAGCCUUUUGCCUUCUGACAAGUCCCGUGGCGAGGGGAGAAAAUCUCACGGAGCCGUGGGAAAUCAGUGUGAUUGUGAGAAGAUGGAGGAAUAUGAGAAGUUCUGUGAAAAAAGUCUUGCCAGAAUACAAGAAGCAUCAGUAUCCACAGAGAGCUUUCUACCUGCCCAGUCUGAAAGUAUUUCACUUAUUCGCUUCCAUGGAGUGGCUGUGCUUUCGCCACUGCUUAACAUUGAGCAAAGAAAGGAAAUGCAACAGGAAAAGCAGAAAGCACUUGAUGUAGAAGCAAGGAAGCAGGUUAAUAGGAAGAAAUCUUUACUGACUCGUGUCCAGGAGAUUCUUGAAAAUGUUCAGGUUAGAAAAGCACCUAAUACCAGUGAUUUUGAUCAGUGGGAGACUGAAACAGUUUACUCUAAUUCAGAUGUCAGAAACUUGAAUGUUCCUGCUACAUUUCCAAACAGCUUUCCAAGCCCUACUGAACACUCUGCUUUAGUAAAGCUUGAAAAGAUAGCUGGAAUUUUGCCAUUGGAGAAUGAAGAUCAAUGUAAAACUAAUGAGAUAGACUUAGCCAGAGAUUCAGAAGGAUUUAAUUCUCUGAAGCAAUGUGAUAGUUCAGAUAUUAGUCAUGAAGAAAAUGAAGCUUUUCCAAAGAUCUCCUCAGCAACCCUACAAGAGACUCCUAUUUCUGAUAGUGUCUUGUCAACAAAUGAAGAACAGGAUCCAUCACUUUUGGCAGAAGUCACCCUGGAUCCCUAUGUAAUGAGCCUUCAGAAUCUGAUGAAAAAGUCAAAGGAAUAUAUAGAAAGAGAACAAUCUAGACGCAGUCUGAGAAGUAGUGCAAAGAGGAGUGUUAAUGAGAGUCAUUCAGACAAAGAAAAUGAUGCUGUCAAAGUGAUCAACAGUGUAAAGGAGAAGGCCCAGUUGAUAAGCAAACACUGUGUCUCAGUUAUUCCCGACAAACCAAGCCUUAAUAAAUCAAAUGUUCUUCUCCAAGGUGCUUCAAUUCAAGCAAGCAGCAUGAACAUGCCAGUUUUAGCUAGCUUUUCUAAAGUGGACAUACCUAUACAAACUGGCCAUCCCACUGUUCUAGAUUCUGAUUUUAAAGUUAUUCCCACUUUUGUUACUGAAAAUAAUGCUAUCAAAAGUCUUGCAAGUUCAUAUGCCAAAUUACCUACUCCAGAGCCAAGUGUGAGUCCUAAAAUGCAUCGAAGGCGUUCCAGGCCAUCAUCAGAAUGUCAUAUACUUAUAAAUAACCCAAUAAAUGCCUGUGAAUUAAGCCCCAAAGGAAAAGAACAGGCAGUGGACUUAAUUGUUCAAGAUACUGAUGAAAAAACAAAUGUAGCCGAAACUGUGCCAAAGUUACCAAUUAAUUUAGCAGGAGUUUGUUCAAGCAAGGUAUAUGUCAGCAAAAAUACAUCCGAAGUCGUUGAGGAUAUGGUUUUAGGUAAAUCAACAGGAAAUCAAUUAGAAAAUAAAGUUAUUCAUGGACUUGCCACUGCGGAAGGUCAGUUAACAUCUGAUGAGAGAGGAGCGUACAAAAUGAAUAGCACUUGUAUUGCCAUGCCAAAAUUGCAUGAACCAUAUGCCACCAAUCAGUGUGUAGCAAGUCAGAACUUUGGAACUCUGAGUGGACUCAAGUCAGCCAGUAUGUUAGAGAAAAACUGCAAUUUACAAAUGGAAUUGAAUAAAUCUUAUGAUGUAAAAAACCCAUCUCCUUUAUUGAUGCAAAACCAGAAUACCAGACAGCAGAUAGACACACCUAUAGUGUUCUGUGGAAAUGAACAAUUUUUGGAUAACAGUUUUGAGAAAGUGAAACGGAGACUUGAUUUAGAUAUUGAUAGUUUGCAAAAAGGAAACUGCCCUUAUGUCUUAACAACUGGAAUAGCUGAACAGGAAAGGCAACAUUUGCCAGAAAAAAGCUACCCUAAGGGAUCUGUCUUCAUUAAUAAGAAUAAAAUGUCAGAAACUAGUUCCAAAGAAAACGAGGAGAUACUAAAAAGCAAGAUGUUUGCUUUUGAAGAAAUGCGGAAGAGGCUAGAAGAACAGCAUGCCCAGCAGUUAUCACUACUCAUAGCUGAGCAAGAAAGGGAACAGGAAAGACUGCAAAAGGAAAUAGAAGAACAGGAGAAAAUAUUAAAAGAGAAGAAGGCAAUUACAGCAGAAGCCUCUGAAUCGGACAUUAACAAUGUGGUAGAGUUAGAAUGGAAAAAAAUAAGUGACUCUGGUUUGCUAGAAACAAUGCUGUCUCAAGUGGACUCACUCCAUACUUCAAAUUCAAAUAGUUCUGGUUUCACAAAUUCUGCUCUACAACAUAGUUUUGGUUCUUCGAAUGAAGCACCAUUCUACCUCUGGGGGUCAUCAACUAGUGGCUUGACCAAACUCUCAGUAACAAGGCCUUUUGGAAGGGCCAAAACUAGAUGGUCUCAGAUUUUUGGUCCAGAAGUACAAGCAAAAUUUAACAAAAUAACUGCAGUAGCAAAAGGAUUUCUUACUCGUAGGCUUAUGCAGACAGAUAAGCUGAAGCAACUUCGACAGACUGUAAAAGAUACUAUGGAAUUCAUGAGAAGUUUUCAGUCAGAAGCACCAUUAAAGAGAGGCGUUGUUUCAGCACAAGAUGCUUCACUGCAGGAAAGAGUGUUAGCUCAGUUGCGAGCUGCCCUGUAUGGCAUUCAUGACAUAUUCUUUGUAAUGGAUGCAGCUGAAAGAAUGUCUAUUCUACAUCAUGAUCGAGAAGUUCGCAAAGAGAAAAUGCUCAGGCAAAUGGAUAAAAUGAAAAGUCCACGAGUGGCUCUUUCAGCUGCAACACAGAAAUCUCUCGAUAGGAAGAAGUUCAUGAAAGCUGCUGAAAUGGGAAUGCCUAAUAAGAAAUUUCUGGUUAAGCAAAAUCCUUCUGAAACAAGAGUCCUUCAGCCAAACCAAGGACAGAAUGCACCUGUUCAUAGGCUACUUAGUAGACAAGGAACCCCUAAGACAUCAGUGAAGGGGGUUGUGCAAAAUAGACAGAAGUCUUCACAGAGCAGAGUGGUGCCUAACAGAGCGCCUAUUUCAGGAGUAUAUGCAGGAAAAAUCCAAAGAAAGCGGCCAAAUGUUGCGACAAUUUAAGAAGACAGCAUUCAUUAGGAUAAAAAGGGGGGGUGGAGGAUUAUUAUCAUUAUUUUCCCUGCCCAAGACUUUUUAUUUAACCCUGGACUCUGUUUACACAAAGUGACAUCAAAAGGCUGAGCAGUUAUCUGGAGAACUUGGUCAGUCUGGCUAAUUCCUGCCCCAUGCCUCCAUGUUCCUCUCAAUAAUAGGCUUGGGUGAAGACAAAUUAGUGUUUAGGAAUUGCCUCAUCUCUGUGCUUAACU
Messenger RNA from Propithecus coquereli (Coquerel's sifaka), 3422 nucleotides. It is a transcript of the gene CCP110, whose product is annotated as centriolar coiled coil protein 110kDa. The transcript is spliced from 15 exons. The coding region runs from base 160 to 3177 and encodes 1005 amino acids. Gene Ontology annotation, biological process: regulation of cytokinesis; centrosome duplication; centriole replication. Lineage: Eukaryota; Metazoa; Chordata; Mammalia; Primates; Indriidae. The record is from RefSeq and is a predicted model, not a curated record. Gene Ontology annotation, cellular component: centriole.